This is a messenger RNA of Chelonus insularis, 2787 nucleotides long. It is a transcript of the gene mRRF2, whose product is annotated as mitochondrial ribosome recycling factor 2. Gene Ontology annotation, biological process: mitochondrial translation; ribosome disassembly. Gene Ontology annotation, cellular component: mitochondrion. The record is from RefSeq and is a predicted model, not a curated record. The coding region runs from base 202 to 2427 and encodes 741 amino acids. NCBI's taxonomy places the organism in Eukaryota, Metazoa, Arthropoda, Insecta, Hymenoptera, Braconidae. The transcript has 5 exons. Gene Ontology annotation, molecular function: GTP binding; GTPase activity.
CUCUCGAACUGCAUCAACGUGCUUUUUUGCUUGAGACAACAAUAUACAUUUUUUUGAGUAAAAAUUAAUGACAUAAUGUUUGCUUACAAUGAAAUUACAAAAAAAAAGUUUAAUUAAAUUGUAAUCUUUUAUUUAUGUUUAUUUUGUAAUUUGUUCUAUUUGAUAUUCUAUACCAUUACAUUAUCUGGGAAUGACAAGACAAUGUUGAAACGUAAUUUAGCUAAAAUUUCUUGGUGCAAACUACGAAUGAGGUACUAUCAUCAAGAAAACCUCGCACCAAAACAAAAAAGCGAAAAACACGAUGUCACCAAAAUUCGAAACAUUGGUAUCAUGGCUCACAUAGAUGCUGGCAAAACAACGACAACAGAAAGAAUGCUUUACUAUUCUGGUAGCAUUGGUGCUAUGGGUGAAGUUCAUCAUGGAAAUACAGUUACAGAUUAUAUGGAGCAAGAACGUCAACGUGGGAUUACCAUAGUUUCCGCAGCAGUCACAUUUAAUUGGAAGGAUUUUCGUUUUAAUCUAAUUGAUACACCAGGACACAUAGAUUUUACUAUGGGUGUUGAACAAACUUUAGGAGUUCUUGAUGGUUGUGUAGUAAUUUUAGAUAGUUCUGCUGGUGUAGAAGCACAAACUAUAACAGUCUGGAGACAAGCAGAUCGCUAUAAUAUCCCAAGAAUCGUUUAUGCAAAUAAAAUGGAUCGAGCUGAUGCUAAUUUUGACAUGUGCCUUGAAUCUAUCGAAUCCAAAUUUAAUGCUACGACAUUUCCAUUACAAUUACCAUUAAAAGAGCAAUCUGAAUUAGUUGGAAUAGUUGAUCUCUUAACUCUAGAAAAAAUAACAUUUGAUAAAGAAGUUCGAGGAGCCAAAGUUAGACGAGAAAAGUUGAAUGAAAAAAAUGGAGGUUACAUUUGGGAGAAAGCAAAAGAAAUGAGAAGAAUUUUAACCGACAAAUUAUCAUCAAAUGACGAUGAAUUAGCUAAUUUGAUUAUCGAAAAGGAAUCUUUAGAUGAUAUAUCAGGUCAAAUGAUUGUUAAUUCUGUCAGAAAAAAUACAAUUGCAGGAAAAGGAGUUCCAGUGCUUUUGGGAAGUUCAUAUAAAAAUAUUGGAGUCCAACCAUUAAUGGAUGCUGUGAUAUUAUAUCUUCCUUCGCCAAAUUUACAAAAGAAUGCUGAUAUUUAUAAGUGUUUUGCAAAUAAUUUUUCAGCGCGAGCAUUUAAAAUUCUUCACGAUAAACAGCGAGGUCCAAUAACAUUUUUCAGAGUUUAUACAGGAAAAUUAUCAAAAGGACAAAAACUUUAUAAUGUUCAACAGCGAAAAACUGAACAAGUAGGAAGAUUGUACGCAGCCUAUGCAGAUGAUUAUGAUGAAAUUGCGGAAGUUACUGAAGGUAAUAUUGGUGGAAUAGGUGGAUUAAAGCAUACCGUCACUGGUGACCUUUUAACGAGUAAUUCUAAUGUUGCCAAUAAUGCUAAAAGAAAUCUAGAGAAUUUAAAGAAUAUUGAUAACGCUAUAAAAGAGAAAUUCUUUGCUCCUACUGAUAUUCCUGAUCCUGUAUUUUUUUGCUCCAUCGAACCUCCUUCAAUGUCUUAUCAAACAGCUCUCGAUAUUGCUUUAGCUGAGCUGCAAAAAGAAGAUCCUAGCCUUAGGGUAACGUUAAAUGAAGAAACUGGUCAGACGGUUUUAGGAGGAAUGGGAGAACUUCAUAUAGAAAUUAUUAAAGAAAGAAUAAAGACUGAAUACAAAAUUGAUGCAGACUUAGGACCUCUUCAGAUAGCUUAUAAAGAGACUAUUACAAAACCAAUUAAAGAAAACUACGUUUCUCAACACAAAAUAGCUAAUACUGUUCAAAAUGUCAAUGUUACAAUGUCGUUGAUACCAGAUUAUCAAAACAAAGAAAUUUUGACUUUCGAUAGAACGAAAGAAAGUGCAUCCAACCUUGCCAACAUCCAUCCAAAAGUUAUGACUGCUGUUAAAAAAGGAGUUGAUAUUGCUCUGGCUCAUGGACCUAAGCUAGGCUUUACAGUGAUUGGUGUUGGAGUCAAAUUACAUUGGUUAGAGGUUCAAAGAGGAACUGUAGAAAGCAUGAUUUCUUCUGCUGUAGCUCAAUGUAUUAGAAAGAUGCUCCAAAAUGCUGGUUUAGUUUUAAUGGAGCCGAUUAUGCAGUUAGAAGUUGUAAUGCCUGAACAAUACUCUUCUAGAGUUUUAAGUGAUAUGGGAAAACGACGAGCCCAAAUUCAAGAGGUUACAAUUCGUGGUCAAAAUAAGGUAGUAAGAGCUUUAGUGCCUCUCAGUGAAUUACUUGGGUACGCAACUACUUUACGCAUUAUAACGUCAGGAAAUGGCACAUUCUCUUCGGAGUUUUACAAUUAUCAGAUGAUGGGGCCAUUAGAGGAACAAGAAGCCAUCAGAAAAGUAACUGGAGUUUGAGAAAAAAAGUGAUAAAGAUAUCAUUAAUUCAAAUAUUCAGGGCUCACUUGGAGCAGAAAGUACACAAGCCAACUGUAAUAGACCUUCGUCAAGUGUUCGAUCAAGAAUUAAAUGCUUUAAUCAAAUUAUGAAACACAAAAAUUGAGUUUAAAAACUGUAUAUCGCGUUAUUAAGAGUGAUUAACGCGUUGUUAGAGUGAUUUCGACGAUAAAUCUUUGCCUCAAAGCUAAUCACAUUUAUGUAUCUUCUGAUGAUAUCAAAGAAACAGUAGUUUUUGGAAUUGAUUUCCAAGUUGUAAAUAUUUAAAUAAUAGGUUAAAAUGUAAAUAAUAAUAAAUGAUAAGAGAAGAAAAUAUUUUAU